Messenger RNA from Fusarium redolens, 611 nucleotides. RefSeq names its product histone-fold-containing protein. Gene Ontology annotation, molecular function: protein heterodimerization activity; structural constituent of chromatin; DNA binding. The record is from RefSeq and is a predicted model, not a curated record. Gene Ontology annotation, cellular component: nucleosome. Lineage: Eukaryota; Fungi; Ascomycota; Sordariomycetes; Hypocreales; Nectriaceae. Gene Ontology annotation, biological process: rRNA transcription. The transcript has 3 exons. Bases 113 to 523 code for a protein of 136 amino acids.
CCUUCUGCAUCACACACCCACUUCAGCCUUCCACCCCCACAACCAUCAACAACAACCAUCAUCAACCACAUCAUCAUCUUCAACUUUUCCAUCUUCACAUCAACAAUCAACAAUGGCUCGCACUAAGCAGACCGCCCGCAAGUCCACUGGUGGCAAGGCCCCUCGCAAGCAGCUCGCUUCCAAGGCUGCCCGCAAGUCCGCCCCCUCUACCGGAGGUGUCAAGAAGCCUCACCGCUACAAGCCCGGUACCGUCGCUCUCCGUGAGAUUCGACGAUACCAGAAGUCGACUGAGCUCCUCAUCCGAAAGCUCCCCUUCCAGCGUCUGGUCCGUGAGAUUGCCCAGGACUUCAAGUCUGAUCUCCGCUUCCAGUCUUCUGCCAUCGGUGCUCUCCAGGAGUCCGUCGAGUCCUACCUCGUCUCCCUCUUCGAGGAUACCAACCUUUGCGCCAUCCACGCCAAGCGUGUCACCAUCCAGUCCAAGGACAUCCAGCUCGCCCGCCGCCUCCGAGGUGAGCGCAACUAAGCGACUUCACAGAUGGGUAUUUGGGAGGUUCACGACUUUUUGCUUUGACACGAGGGAUAUCAUGGUUAGGGGAUAAUCAAGGCGUUCA